AUGGAUGAAAAACAUGAUCAAACUUUAGCAAUGCUUAAUGAUGAAAAUCAUCCACAACAAACAAGACCUAAUGAAAAUCGAUCACCAUUAGCAAAAUGUUGCACGAGUUUUCUUGGUACACUUCAUAAUAAUUUACUUCUGACAUUAACCAUCGCCGGUGUUUUCCUUGGUUUCUUAAUGGGUUUUCUCAUUCGUUUAUCAGAACCAACCUCCGAAACGAUUAUGAUGCUUUCGUUUCCCGGUGAUAUUCUAAUGCGUAUGCUGAAAAUGCUAAUUUUACCUCUAAUUACAUCCAGUCUUAUUACUGGUUUAGCCGUACUCGAUCCGAAAUCGAGUGGUAAAUUAGGUUUAUAUGCAUUAACAUAUUACUUUUGUACGACUGUACUUGCUGCUAUACUGGGUAUUAUUUUGGUAUCGGUUAUUCGACCAGGUGAACGAGCAAAUAGAGUUGAAGUUCGUGCAGAAGCAUUCAGUAGCGACCCAGCAGCUGAUCAAGUAACAACACUUGAUGCUAUAUUUGAUCUGUUUCGUAAUAUGUUUGCUGAAAAUAUAAUUCAAGCAGGACUCGAACAAAUUAAAACAACAAGAGAAAAUCUAGUUGUUUACAAUAAUGCUACAAAUAUGACUGUAACUAAAGUUAAAUUCAUUACACGUUAUGUUGCUGGAACGAAUUUUUUAGGUUUGAUUACAUUUUGUUGUGCAUUCGGCAUUACAAUUGGAACAAUGGGCAAACGAGGAGAACCAAUGCUACAUUUCUUUCUUAUACUAAAUGAAAUUGUCAUGAAAUUGAUUAAACUUGUCAUGUGGUAUUCUCCAUUCGGUAUCAUGUUUUUGGUUGCAGGAAAAAUCUUAGAAAUCGAAGAUUUACUUCAAUUGGCUCAAAGUUUAGGAAUGUAUGCAUUCACAGUUUUGCUUGGUUUAGCUAUACAUGCAUUGAUUACGUUACCAUUAAUCUUUUAUGGUGUGACACGUCAAAAUCCAUUUAAAUUCUAUGAAGGUAUGCUUCAAGCUUGGUUGACUGGUAUCGGUACUGGUUCAAGUGCUGCAUCGUUACCUGUUACAUUUCGAUGUUUGGAAGAAACAUUAAAAUUAGAUAGACGUGUGACACGAUUUGUCCUACCAAUCGGAGCUACUGUUAAUAUGGAUGGUACUGCUUUAUAUGAAGCUGUCGCUCCAGUUUUUCUUGCCCAACUUAUUGGAAUAAAAUUAGGCAUUGGCCAAUUGAUUAUUGUUAGUUUAACGGCCACAGUAGCUUCGGUUGGAGCUGCAUCAAUUCCAUCGGCAGGUCUUGUUACAAUGCUUUUAGUUAUGUCAGCUGUGAAUAUUCCUGCGAAAGAAAUUACAAUUAUCUUUGCCAUCGAUUGGGCUUUAGACCGAAUUCGAACAUCAGUUAAUAUAUUAGGUGAUGGUAUUGGAGCUGGUGUUGUUAAUUAUCUUUGUCGCGCGGAAUUAGGUCCACCUGAUAUUGAAGAUACAGAAAAUAUCAAUGCAAGUGUGAAAGCGCGAACAGCAUCAGAAAUAGGUUCCGACCGACGAGUGCGUAGUCGAGACGAUUUCAAUGAAACGUCGAAACUUUAA
This is a messenger RNA of Rotaria socialis, 1578 nucleotides long. NCBI's taxonomy places the organism in Eukaryota, Metazoa, Rotifera, Eurotatoria, Philodinida, Philodinidae. The record is from the annotation of a GenBank genome assembly.